Molecule: messenger RNA, 785 nt
Organism: Saimiri boliviensis boliviensis (Bolivian squirrel monkey)
Lineage: Eukaryota; Metazoa; Chordata; Mammalia; Primates; Cebidae
Gene: FGF21
Product: fibroblast growth factor 21
Molecular function (GO): growth factor activity
Source: RefSeq, a predicted model, not a curated record
CUAAGGAUCCACCUGAAAGAGGACCCAGGCCCUCAGGGCACCUGAGCAGCGAUCUGUGGGUCUGCUCACCGGGACAAGCAGAAUCUGGCACGGAUCUAGACCACUCAGCUUCUCCCACUCACACCCUGGACGUCGCCUGAGGACCUGAGCCAUUGAUGGGCUCGGAGGAGGUCGCGUUGGAGCGCCCUGCACUGUGGGUCUCUGUGUUGGCUGGUCUCCUGCUGGGAACCUGCCAGGCAUACCCCAUCCCUGACUCUAGUCCCCUCCUGCAAUUUGGAGGCCAAGUCCGGCAGCGGUACCUCUACACAGAUGACGCUCAGCAGACAGAAGCCCACCUGGAGAUCAGGGAAGAUGGCACGGUGGCGGGGGCUGCCCACCAGAGCCCCGAAAGUCUCUUGCAGCUGAAAGCCUUAAAGCCAGGGGUUAUUCAAAUCUUGGGAGUCAAGACCUCCAGGUUCCUGUGCCAGAGGCCGGACGGGGCCCUGUACGGAUCGCUCUACUUUGACCCCGAGGCCUGCAGCUUCCGGGAGCUGCUUCUUGAGGACGGAUACAAUGUGUACCAGUCCGUGGCCCACAGCCUCCCGCUGCACCUGCCGGGGGGCAGGUCCCCACCCUGGGACCCUGCACCUCGAGGACCAGCUCGCUUCCUGCCGCUACCAGGCCUGCCCCCCGAACCCCCCGAGGCGCCAGGAAUCCUGGCCCCCGAGCCCCCCGAUGUGGGCUCCUCAGACCCUCUGAGCAUGGUGGGGCCUUCCCAAGGCCAAAGCCCCAGCUACACUUCCUGA